CUGUGUUCCUUUCCGGUUCAUUUUACUGGGCGAACCAACCGGAAGUGAUCGCUCCGUGGUGCUGUGUUGAGUUGGAGACGGUAGUGUAAUUUAUUUACAUCUCCUACCUUCGUGUUUGAAUUCCUGACAUUUUAUAGCCUCCAGGACUCAUCUCAGCAAGAAUGACAGACCGCUACAACAUCCACAGUCAGCUGGAGCAUCUUCAAUCAAAGUAUAUCGGCACAGGACACGCCGACACCAGCAAGUGGGAAUGGCUGGUCAAUCAGCAUCGUGAUUCCUACUGUUCCUACAUGGGACAUUUUGACCUGCUGAAUUACUUUGCUGUGGCUGAGAACGAGAGUAAAGCGCGUGUUCGUUUCAACCUGAUGGAGAAGAUGCUUCAGCCAUGUGGACCACCAGCAGAUAAACCUGAUGAUGCCUAGAUCACACUGGAGUGAGCAGUGGAUGCUUUUUGUUAGAAACAAAAAAUAUUCCAGCUAAAACUGCUACUGCAUCCUUGUUUGACUCCACCAUUACUGGAUUCGUUGUGUACUUAUAGAAGAGAAGACUUUUCUUUUUUUGGUUUUAUAUGGACCAGAACAAAAUAUUUUCUUGCCCAGCACAGUUUUCUAAACAGUUGUUUAAAGGUGAAAGUGCUUUAACAGCUGAACAUGUACCAGAGGACAUAAUAGAAAGCAGGUAUAAGGUGUAGUACUUUCAUCUGCAUGUGUUUGCAUUAAAGGAUGGAGAUGUAUUCUUGAUUUCAUUAAAAUUUGUCUUUUUCUAUUUUAGCACUUGUUGAUUGCAUUUACAUGAAUUUAGAUUUAAUGGCCAAUGGUUCGGAUUCAUUGACCUGUUGUGAUUUACAAUGUAGUAAUUUAUACAGUAAGUUUAAAAAGAAAAAUCAGGAAAAAAAGUUUGUACCCAAUAAAAACUGAUUUAGUAUUGACAGUGUUGGGCAGCAACAAAGGGACAGCAGUUCCAAUGUUUCUUGGCAUGGU
Molecule: messenger RNA, 980 nt
Organism: Maylandia zebra (zebra mbuna)
Lineage: Eukaryota; Metazoa; Chordata; Actinopteri; Cichliformes; Cichlidae
Source: RefSeq, a predicted model, not a curated record